GGCUCUUGACAGCUCCAAGAUGGGGGACUUGUGGGGGACUUCAAGUUCUGUCAAGAAGGUGGCGCUUACAAACCCACCAUUCACUUCCUAUAAGCUCUAGCGCUGGUCUAGCAGAGACUCCUGGUCAGGUGUGCUCAGCGCUGCGCAAACGUUUUCACAGUCUUGGACGAAGGUUGCUUUUUCCCCCUACUCAAUUGCAGGCUGCAUUGCACCUGGCGCGACUUCGCUCUCGCAAUCUCGGCUUCAGGCCUUCUUGAUCACUCCCCCGCAAACAGAAGAUAAGAACUUUCAACCAUGGACUGGCUUCGAAACCUGGGGAUCAAGCCCACUCUCGGCAGCCCACACACCCCCCUUCUCGGGUUCGAAACGACCGGGGGCACCGUUGACGAUCCCGAGUACACCAAAGCUGCUGUGAGCACGCCGGCCGGGCAUCACAUCAGCUGCGAGACGCUGUGGCUGCAGAGCGCGCCCUCUGCGGAGCCCGAUUACGUCUCUACGUCCGUUUCCCGCGCGGCCCUCAAAGCCAUCUCUGCUUAUGGCCGUAGCCCGGAAGAUGCCACGCGAGUGGCUCGGGAGGCGCUCGCGAUCGAUCCCCGCUGCCCCGAAGCGUACAACGUGCUUGCCACCAACGCGGCCAAGAGUCUUCAAGAGGCGCUAGAUUUUUACAAUGAGGGUAUCGCGCAAGCCCCCCUAAUCCUCUCCGAAUCGGACUUCGAACGCGCGUCUACCGAGGGCCAAGCCUUCAUGGUACCGCCAAUGCGCGCGCUCUUUCGGUGCGUCAACGGCGCCGCGAUCGUGCUUUUCAAGAUGGGCCGCGAUGAGGAGAGCUACAACAUGUUCCAACGGCUGCGGAAGUUAGACGAUCACGGGUAUCGCUACAGCUCGUAUACCAACUUCAGGUACCACCUGCCCAUCCUGCUGCUGCGGUUCAAGGGCGUCGCGUUUGCGGAGAAGUACAUGCACCGGCGCGAGUGCUCGGAGAAUUACACGCUGACGUCAACCCAGUGCUCCUGGGUGUACACGCAGGCUCUGAUGGAUUUCAAGAAAGUCGGCCGCCCCUUCUUCCCGUGGCAUUACUUCACCAUGGUGCGCGCCGUGGAGAAGACCGCCGGAGGGCGCCAGAACGAAUGGACCGAUGCGGCGCAGGAGGAGAUCUGCCGAGCGGGGGGCGCGAUCCUGAUGGCCCUCCAGCAGGCGCCGCUCGUAAUGGAGUUUUUGGCGGGCGAACGGCAGCUUCCCAAAGGCCACCUGCCCAUCACUUUCACGGGCGUCGACGACAUGGUCCAGGCGGUCGCUUACAUCCACGCCGUUGGAGACUUGUGGAAGAAAACGCCGGGGGCCAUCGAAUGGGCGCUUAAGUGCCGCAACGUGUGGCAGAGUGUGCUGAUGCUGCGGGAGGUGAAAGGGUACGGCCCCUACAAUCUGGAGAAGCUGAAGGCGCUCUUCGCAAAAGGGGGGUUCAAACUGCCCGGGCUCAAGCCCCAGGACGCAUACGAGCGAGACCUCAUUGUGUUCGACGCGCUCGCAUGCAAAGGGGCGACCGGCGAGGUGAUUGACUUUCUGAUCCAGGAGGGCGGCUGCGACGUAAACGCGGCGGAUGCCACGAGCUUCCGGCCGAUCAACAAGGCGCUGUACUACGAUCGGCACCCCAGUAUCGUCCAGGCGCUGAUUCGAAACGGGGCGCAGGUGCCGCGCCCCACGCAGCAGGAGUUCUCCCCCCUCGCCAUGGCCAUGAACCAGGGCAACCACGUGGCCCUCCGCGCCGCGCUCGAAAUCCUCCCCGCAAUCGCCUCCGACACCGCGGAGCUCCGCUCUCUGUACAUGGAACUCUUCCAGACCAACUGUUUUCUGUGCAUCAAGGGAAUGGUUCCCGAAAAGUGUCAGCGCUGUCGCUUCGAGCCCGAGAGCCCGCACUCCAAGGAGAUUUCGUUUGAGAAGUGCGUCGACGUGCUCGCGGAAUUCGGGUUACGGUUGGAUACCGGGUUAGAGCGCGCGGCGCAGCAGGAGAUUUUCCACCCGUUGCAGGUCGGGUUAGUGGACCGAUUACGGAUGCAGGGCAAGUUGAUCGCGCGCCGGAAAAAGCUCGCGGGAGAGGCUGUUCGGGGUGUAAAGAAUCUGCGGAUUGGUUCUUCUGGGGUUUCCGGCGAAGCCGCUCGGGUGUCUGGACACAGUUCGGGGGGGUCCGGGGGAGCGGAGAACGGUGCCCCCGGGAAGGGCAAAAAGAAGAAAAAGAAGGCGGUCGCGGGGGCGCCAUCAUGCGGAGUUUGCGGGAAGUCGGACGUGAAGAUUCUGCGGUGUUCAAAGUGCAACGUGGCGGGAUACUGUUCGGCAGAGUGUCAAAAAACGGACUGGCCGCGUCACAAAGUCGAGUGCAAGGCUUUGGCAGCGCAGUAGAACGGCAACUAGAUCGAGCUGCGGCUUGAUUGGUCGGUCCGGUUGUUGCUUGGCUUGGGCUGGCAGCGUUGCCAACAAGCAGCAGAACUGAAGGCUGGAAUUGACCGACGAAGUUGCGAGAAGUAUCAUUGAUUAGUGCUUCCAGGUAAAAGUUAAGUCUGUUGCAAGAAGGGAAACGUAUUGCAGGCCCCUCCAGAUGAGCAAGGCCGUUGAUGAAAAUGUGGCGGUGAGUCAAGACAGCUAGCGGUGUUGCUGGAGUAGCGCCACGUUAGACGAACCGAGAUGUGCAUAUAGGUUCGGUACAUAUUACUGCCAUUGUUAAAAUGUCUUAGAGUUAUAUUGAGCUGUUCGAGAUUGUCCCGACUUCGGCUCUCGUCAUGAUUAAUCAGUUGAUACUGCAUCGAUGUGUCAACUUACGAGUGGAU
Messenger RNA from Klebsormidium nitens, 2819 nucleotides. Lineage: Eukaryota; Viridiplantae; Streptophyta; Klebsormidiophyceae; Klebsormidiales; Klebsormidiaceae. The record is from the annotation of a GenBank genome assembly.